AAAGGAGGACACUUCCCAGAACAAUCUGAGAUGCAUGAAAAGCAAACAUUCACUAGAGCUGGAGCUGUACUAAGUCUGUACAGAGAUAAGUGGCGCAUUCGACCUUCACCAUGAUUAACAAGCAUUUCUUUGAAAUUGUGUUGGUGCUCUUGGCCUCUUCUACUCUCUUCUCCCUUGAACUCAAACUGGCUCUCUUCCAACAAAGAGUAAACAGAGGUUUAAAACUGUUGAAUAAAUUCCCCAAAUCAUCAGUUCAGCCGUGUCUGCCACACAGGACAAACUUCCUCCUUCCCCAGCAGUCUGUGAAUCGUCGCCGGUCCCAGAGUGGACAGGCCCUGGCCAUUCUGCAUGAGAUGCUUCUGCAGACCUUCAGCCUCUUCAGGGCAGGUAUUUCUCUGGAUGGUUGGGAGGAAAUCCCGUGGAGAAUUUUCCUCACUGAACUUCAUCAACAGCUGGAAUACCUAGGGGCCCUCAGAGGCCUGGGAGCAGAGCAGAACAGCGGUGUCUUGAGUGGUGGGAACUCUAGGAUGCAGGUUAAAAAGUACUUCCGGAGGAUCCACAAUUACCUGGAAAACCAGGAGUACAACAGCUGCGCCUGGACCAUUGUUUGAGUAGAAAUCAACCGGUGUCUGUUCUUUGUAUUCCAGCUAGUAAGAAAGCUAAGCAAACAAGAAACAGAUUCCUUCCAAGUGGAGCAAGAGCCAUCUCCAGGCUUUAAAAGCAGAGGGUAGACAGAGGGGUGGGAGGGCUUUUCUGGACUCUAUUUUUCUUUUUGUCAUAAACUGGUAGUAUUGUUUUGGUUUUAUGUGGAGAUAUAUAUAUAUAUACAUAUUUUUUUUUAAUCUGUCCUUUAAGAUCAUGCAUACUGACUACAAUCGUCUGUAACUUGUAAUGUCACUUUGUAUCUUUGAUUUGUCUUAAGUUUUAUGAGUUAAAGUAGAUUCAUUAAUAUUUCAUAACUGGUUCUUCAGAUGGGUAUAUUUUCAUACAAGUUGACCAGGUAAAUAAAACGAAAUGUGUCCCCAGUGUAAUAAUACUUUUCUUGACAUAGAACAUCCAUUCCAAUGAUUUCUUUGCCAGAACUUGGUAGACACAAUGAGAAAUAACUAGGGAUAAUGUGCACUGUAAGAUUUGAAAAUAUCAAUACACACCAAAUGCAUGAAAAGAGAUUCAACCUCACUCAUAAUAAUAAGAAAUACAGAUUAAAAGUGAGUAACAUGCCAUUUAUACCAGAUGGGUGAAGGCCCACACUCUAUGGAGAUUUGGGGGAGGGAUGCUCUUAUAAUUUGCCAGAGCACUGGAAAUUGGUAAGAUCACCAUAAAGGCAAUUUGGUGAUACCUAUUAAAAUUAUAGUUUUUUGAUCCAUAAAUUCUGGGUUUGAAAAUUAUCUUAUAAA
Messenger RNA from Mustela erminea (ermine), 1397 nucleotides. It is a transcript of the gene IFNE, whose product is annotated as interferon epsilon. The record is from RefSeq and is a predicted model, not a curated record. Gene Ontology annotation, molecular function: type I interferon receptor binding; cytokine activity. NCBI's taxonomy places the organism in Eukaryota, Metazoa, Chordata, Mammalia, Carnivora, Mustelidae. Gene Ontology annotation, biological process: natural killer cell activation involved in immune response; B cell differentiation; response to exogenous dsRNA. Gene Ontology annotation, cellular component: extracellular region.